UUAGCUCUCUUUUUUUCAUUGUUUUUCUUCUUUUUUUCCUUUUUUUUUUUCAUUAUUCCUUCCCAAAACAACCACCUCUUAACUUUAUAUUAUAUAUACUUUUUGAUAUCAUAUAAUUUUAUAUAUCUUAAUGGAGGAAUCGGGCGAAAAUUGGCCUUCUGAUUCUGAUUUGGGAAAAUGGAAUGAUGCCAUUUUUGAAGAUGGAGAAUCUGAAUAUGUGUGGGAUGAUGAGAGUAAACUCAAAGAAAGAUUCUUGGCACUUUCAGAAGCCAUAGGUUCAAAGAAGAUGGACCGCAAUUCAAUUCUAGUCAAAGCAAGACAAUAUGUGAAAAAACUUCAAAAGCGUGUAAAAGAGUUAGAACAAGAUGUUGAAUCCAAUGUUUCUAGCAACAACAUUUGUCGAACAAAUGCUAAUAUUCUUCCCGACGUGAGAGCCAAAGUAUUAGAAAAAGAAGUUUUAGUCACAAUCCAUUGUGAGAAACAAAAGAAUGUUGUGCUCAAAAUACUAACCCACCUUGAAAAUCUUCAUCUUUUAGUAGUGAGUAGUAAUGUCUUGCAAUUUGGAACAUUCACCAUUCACAUCACCAUUGUUGCCCAGAUGUGUGAUGGAUGCAGCAUUACAAUGGAUGAAUUAGUGAAAAGUCUCAUAAUAGUGAUCAUGGCAAAGUAGCAUGUGUUAGUUACGUAUGAAACAAGUGUAAUAUUGGUUGUAAUUUUGUUUUAUUGUCAUUAUGUAGUUGCGGUAUUUUAUUUAUAUUAUG
This is a messenger RNA of Vicia villosa (hairy vetch), 761 nucleotides long. Its product is annotated as transcription factor bHLH25-like. NCBI's taxonomy places the organism in Eukaryota, Viridiplantae, Streptophyta, Magnoliopsida, Fabales, Fabaceae. The transcript has 4 exons. Gene Ontology annotation, molecular function: protein dimerization activity. The coding region runs from base 131 to 670 and encodes 179 amino acids. The record is from RefSeq and is a predicted model, not a curated record.